AAAUCAACUAAGCAGAGAGCUCAAAGAAGAAUAAUCAAUGGCAUCUCCGUCGACUGGGUGGCUUUCAAUCCCCGGUUCUCUCUAUGCCAAACCGCGCCUACUUUCUUCUUCGGCGCUUACUCUAGCUUACCAUCCCUUACAAAACCCUAACAACAACAAGCUGUGUAGGAAGGAGCGAUUAAUAUGCAGAGCGGACUUUUCACAGGAAGCGCCGCUGGCGUCGGCAAUAGGCGCGUGCAUACUGAGUUCGUUUGUUUUUCCGGUAGCGAAGCGAAUUGCCGAUGAGGAAGAAGAAGAGGAGAAUUCAGCGAUAGUGUCAACAGAUAUGAGAUUAGCAGCAAUGGGAAUUAUCAGCUUCAUCCCUUACUUCAAUUGGCUGAGUUGGGUCUUCGCUUGGCUUGACACUGGGAAAACGCGUUACGCAGUCUAUGCUCUCAUUUAUCUCCUUCCCUAUCUCAGCUCAAACCUGUCCAUUUCCCCGGAAGAGAGCUGGUUGCCCAUUACAAGCAUCGUCUUGGGCAUCAUUCAUGUUCAGCUGGAAGCAAGUAUCGCAAAUGGUGAUAUUCAGACUCUUGCAUUCUUCAGAGACACAUCUCAAAACUUCUCAUCAAACAAGAGGAUCCUUUUUGACAAGAAACAUUCCAAGAAGAAAGACAGUGACGAUUAAACUGUAAAGAAAGCCCCAAAGACACGAAGAGUGAGCCAGUACGAGAGGAUUAAUGAUGUUGAUUAUGAGUAAGUUUUUGUAACAAGGUUAUGUUUCUUAGCUCCAAAAACAAAGACUUUGAGAAUAAAAAUAUAACAUUGAAGCUAAAAGGUGUAAAACAAAUCCGUAUAUCAGUGUAAUACCUCAAUAAAAUAAGCAACC
Eruca vesicaria subsp. sativa (arugula) is the source of this 868-nucleotide messenger RNA. NCBI's taxonomy places the organism in Eukaryota, Viridiplantae, Streptophyta, Magnoliopsida, Brassicales, Brassicaceae. The record is from the annotation of a GenBank genome assembly.